AUUAUAAUGAUCCAUUGGGAUUUCCUUUUGAAGAUUUUCACAGUGGACUUGGCUCCCAAUCAUUGGGAGUUUCCAGAGAGAAGCUUCGGACAAAUCUCAAAACUAACGAGAUACCACCUGAAGUCCUCAUACUGGGGCUAAGCAACAACCUUGGGAACAAUGGUGUGAGGGUGAAUGAGGCCAAUGUGAUGGUCACGCCUGGAAAUUCUGGAGACAAAGUAAAAUCUAUUCCCAAUUCAGGAUCUGGGCAUAGUUUCCUGUCAAAUAAUUCAAAUGUUAAUUCAGGCAGGUCCAACAAGAAAAGGCCUUAUGCUUCAUCUAGACACAGUUGGAGUGGCCUUGAACCAGUAGCUGAGGAGAAUUCAUGGCAGCAACCGGACCUGAAUUUCAAGUUAGCUAGACUAUCUGAAAAUGGCCUGACACCUGAGAACGAUCUCUUCGUGGAAAGCAACCAAUCUUUAAUCCGCCUGAGUUCAAAAAAAAAUCUUCAAUCCACCCAUUGACAUGAUAACUGAUUCUAUUUGAAGGCAGCCAAGACACAUUUUGAUACAUCAGGAACCUCUCAAACAGAAUCCCUCAAUCAGCUGGCCUUUGUGUUGAACAAAAAGAAAGCAGCCCUUUUCUUCUAUCAAACUUGUGGUAUAUAUCAAUCCAUCAUGCUCCAAAUUUUUUAUUUUUUUUGAAAAAUCUCUUUCUCCACUUGCAAAAAUUUUGACUCGCUCCAAAUUUUUUAUUUUUUAUUUUUUUGAAAAAUCUCUCUCUCCACUUGCAAAAAUUUUGACUUAAGGAAUUUGAAAUAAGUGAACGCUUUCUUUUUGACAAUUCUCGCUUCUCGUGAUGUCAUAAGAGUUGAACACGAUUUCUGGAGGGCUGAAGAUGCGACAGAGUUAGCGCAGCAAGAAGAUAGUUCCAACUUGCCAAAACAUCUAGUUUAAUUAGUCGCGUUCAUCAUUUUAUAUGAAUUUGUUUUUACAGAAUCUGCUAAUUUUAUAGCUGGGCACAGGAUCUUGUGUUCCAAAAAAAAAUGCAUGUUCGUUGUUUGGUGCCUUUGAACUCAUGGUCACAUGAUUUAUUUUUAAUUGAUUUUAAAUUUUUAAAAAACUAGAUCCCAUCGACUAUCAACCUACAGCCUAUUUUCUUCAUCCUCCAUUUUUGACCUAUGUAGUUGUGCCACUCUUUGUUGUCUAGAAGGAAGACCUGGCCAAAAACAUAGUAUGGAGUUGUUAAACCUAUUUGAGAAUAAAGUGGCUCAAAGGUGUUUUUACAAGAAAUAUUAAUAAAGGGCCAAAGAUUGUAUAAUUUCGAGUGUAAAAACUGUAUUAAAAUGUGUAAAAAUUUGUAAAUUUACUUUA
Messenger RNA from Camellia sinensis, 1352 nucleotides. Lineage: Eukaryota; Viridiplantae; Streptophyta; Magnoliopsida; Ericales; Theaceae. The record is from RefSeq and is a predicted model, not a curated record.